AUGGACCGACUUCAGAAGGAAGAGCAUGAAAUGUUUACACAACAAAUCGGGUAUCAAUCGGUUCCAGAAAUCCUGUGUAUUAGUGUUUGCCCUUUCAUUUUACUGUUUAUUCGGGAUACGGUCGUGACUUAUUUUGGCCUCAACUUUAAUCGGCUCCUUCGGAACCUCCUGUUUGACUUCUUCUGCGUAGUCUGUCCAGUGAUAUUUUUAUUGACGAUUGCUGCCGAUCAUGCAAUCCAAAUUGUAAUUUUAUUUGGGGUUUUAGCCUUCAGUUUGUGCUUUGUUAAACUAUCAAGGCGCUCUCUGACGGGAUUUACAAAGUUGGAUUUUGUGCAGUCACGCGAUAAAGCCACAACUGUGCUUCUGCUUAGCUGCCUAAUGAUCAUGCUUAUUGAUCUCCCUAUUUGCCCCCGGCGGUUCGCAAAAAAUUCUACCUACGGAUUGGGUUUGAUGGACGUGGGUACCGGAUUGUUUCUCGCUUCCAGUAGUAUUGCGGGAUCGAAGGCACUGUUUAAUCUCUCGGAAGGAACCAAAUUUUGGUAUACUGUGAAACGGAUCGUGCUACCGAGUCUCAUUCUCGGCUUAGUUCGUUUUUUAUCAGUAUCUUUUUUAGGAUACCAGUCUGUUGUGGAGGAAUACGGUGUUCACUGGAACUUCUUUGUCACAUUCGCACUAGUUCGUCUAGCAUCUGCUCUGAUUUGCACACCGUGUAUAGGUAAACUGUCCAAAACUGCACGGACGAUAGUUUGCUUCAUAACCGGUUUAUCCUUCUGCAUUCUUUCCCACGCCAUCCAUAUCCGUGUAAAACCACUGAUACAAACAAAUGCAGAAGGUUUACUCUCCUUGCCGGGUUACUUAUCGAUCUAUUUUCUCUGUCUUGGUUGCUAUCACGCCUGUCGUCAACUCGAACAUUCACGAAUAACUGCCUCCUCAAAAGCCUUCUAUUUCACUGCUACGCAUACAUUCCUGGUCUUGACUUCAGGCAGCAUCCUCUAUCAACUUGGUAUGGCGAAUAUAUCACGCCGGUUCGCGAGCCCAGGAUACGUGUUGUUCAUCCUUUUCAUGCUUUGUUUCUGUACUUCUUUUUCGUGGCUUCUACGUGUGCUUUCGUAUUCUAUUUCUCAGGGUCAUUGUCAACCAUCAGCCUUGUCGCUUGUGGUCUCCUCUCAAGGAAUGUUUUACUUUCUGGUAUGUAACUUGGUCACUGGGUUAGUCAAUUUUGUUUAUAACACCGUUCGUUUUGUACCGUCAGAUACAUUUAGUUCCCUAUUCAGCUUACUAACAGGCAUCUUACAUGAAAUAGAAGCAUCAAAAAGACAGAGACCAACGAGCAGUGUGUAG
This is a messenger RNA of Echinostoma caproni, 1341 nucleotides long. The record is from the annotation of a GenBank genome assembly. Lineage: Eukaryota; Metazoa; Platyhelminthes; Trematoda; Plagiorchiida; Echinostomatidae.